GCCGGUGCCAGUUGUUGUUUUUUAAUCCUCCCCUUUUGAAUCCUGUCUUCGUGUACUGCUUUACAUUGUUGUCUACGCGUUCUCAAAGAGAAGAGACAAUCGAAGCCCUUUGCUCUGUGUAACACGGCAAUAUGAGUUCCCCUGGGCAGCAGCAAGGUGGCCCAGGUGGGGUUGGACCUGGAGGCCAGAGCAGUCCCAAUCAACCCACGACCACAAGUUCAGCAACAGCUCAUACGAGCACAUCUACACACAACUCACCCACUUCGACCUCAACAUCGUCUGUGACCAAUAAGGGUGCCAUCAUCGGUGGUAUCGUCGGAGGAGUUGCUGGCCUACUACUCAUUUCUCUAAUUGGAGUCUGGUUGCUACAACGGCGGAAACAGCGCCAGAAAAGAGCCAGGAAAACGCGACCGGUCACCUACGCUGGCCUCAAUUCAGUAUUCCGUGGUGUUCCAUUCAACCGUUCCUCCAGCCAAAGCCCACACAACAGUCUACUUCCACAGCCACAGGUCUCGCAAGGUCCUCCCUCCGGGAUGGGUCUCAGAGGAGGUGCAGCGAGUUAUGGGCAACGGGAAAGUGGCAGCGAAAUGGACAACUUGCCACCCAGUUAUGCAGAGAGUCAGAUUAUGGAUACAACGCACCGCACAAGCUCAGACACGAUUAUCUCGCCGCUAAGCGCCAGAGUUCCAGGCGAUGCUCACACCAUAUCCCCACAGACAACGGGAGCCUCAACAUUCAUGUCCUUACAGCGCCUAUGGGCUACGAACGAACCUCAUCCAAUAUCGCCGCAGACGACUGGCGCUUCAGCCAUAGUCCGACCAUACACAACCGUUUCUGAAGAAACUCCUAUAUUAACACCACAACCUACCGGAGCAACAAUGUCCGUCCUCCCACAACAAACACGAGAUACGAUGGGAUUUCCCAUAGAGCCAGAAGAGAUUCGCCUACUACCAGCCAUGCCAACCACAAUCGUAUCACCAGCGCCCAGAUAUCCUCUGGUGCACCAGGAUUCUCUGGAGCAUGUAAUACGGCAAGGCUUGAUGCCGAGCGAGAGUCCAGAACCGAGGAACUUGAAUCCGGAUCGAUUGAGAGUGAUCAGCCAGGAGAUGCCCAGAGAGAGUCCUAUUCUGGGUCUGAAUUCUGUUAGAAUGGCCCCGCAGACUGCGGCGAAUGACGCUCUGAGGAGGAAUGAUACACAACGGACUGUGAGCUCUGUGAGCAGUAUGGGAAUGAGUGUGAUUAGCGAUGGAGAGUUGGAAAGGUUGGGUGUGGGUUUGUAUCAUCCACCUGCUGGGAAUGGUGGGAAUUAAAUAGUUAGUGUAUAUUAUAGACGGAGGCUUCCUUCAUUUA
Hyaloscypha bicolor E is the source of this 1350-nucleotide messenger RNA. RefSeq lists its product as uncharacterized. Bases 132 to 1310 code for a protein of 392 amino acids. The record is from RefSeq and is a predicted model, not a curated record. Lineage: Eukaryota; Fungi; Ascomycota; Leotiomycetes; Helotiales; Hyaloscyphaceae. The transcript has a single exon.